AUGCCCAGACGAUCGCCCUUAGACGAGUCGCUCGCUUCUACUCAAAGCCCAAAUAGCCAACAACCAGUCAAGUGUCUUCAGAAACCAAACCAAAACAGCCAUUAUGACUCAAGUCACCGUUCACCUUCAAGCUACAGUUAUCCCUCCCGUGUGAUACGACCUCCACCGACGAUGUCCAUAGCCUCUCUGCACAAGAGAAAUUCCAAGUCUUUUACCUCAACUCUGAAAAGCAUCAACCAAAGAAUAUCAUCUGUCUUCCGCAAUCGACUGGGUUCGAGCUCUUCGCGAGAUUCAUCCGAUUCCUCCGGUUCAUCCGAUAGCUGCUACAGAAAGUAA
Oikopleura dioica is the source of this 336-nucleotide messenger RNA. The record is from the annotation of a GenBank genome assembly. Lineage: Eukaryota; Metazoa; Chordata; Appendicularia; Copelata; Oikopleuridae.